ACGACUGGACGAAUGAAGGCGAGGGUCCAUUUAAGCAUCUUGCACAAUCUUUCCAACGCAUUUCUCUCUUUCUCUCUCUUCCAUUUUCUCUCUCUAGAGUCUCCUCAAUUAUCGGAUUCAAAGAUUCAAUCUUUCUCUUUGCAUUUCUUCUUUCAAUGAAAUUUACUAUCUUUUGAGUGAAAAAACGUUUAUCUUUCACAUGGAUGUUCUUCUCUACCAGUCAGCACCUUCUCAUGUACGAUCACAGUUGAUAGAGAAAAAAUCAACUUCACCGGGAUUGCAGCCUUCUUCAGGGGAGAAAACGCAAGUCCUAUGUACCCCAAGGAAGCAUUAUUUAGUGAAAAACCUAUAUUAUCAAGAAGCUUCUGGGUCACUUAACUCUAUUCAAAAUCGUCAGAUUGCACCAAGAGCUUUCAAUGAAGGUUUUAGCAGGACUGUGGUUGGUGGGGAACAGAGUUUGGAAGAUAUAUCAGAUAGUGCAGAUUCAGUGCCAAAGGUUCUGAUCCCAGGGUUGCCAGAUUAUUCAACAGGUGAAUCAAGUACUUCUGUAAGUAGUUGUUAUUGGGAAUGGAAACCAAAACUUAACGUGCAUUAUGAGAAAGCUGGAUGUGAGAAUGUAAAUUCCCCACCAGUUCUUUUCCUUCCUGGAUUUGGUGUUGGCAGCUUUCAUUAUGAAAAGCAGCUGAAAGAUUUAGGGCGUGAUUUUAGAGUAUGGGCUCUGGAUUUUCUUGGCCAAGGCAAGUCAUUGCCCAUUGAAGAUCCUGCUCCUUUGUUGAAGGAAGUGAAUCUCUCUAAACAGAAGGAUGAGACAUGGGGGUUUGGAGAGAAAGCCGAACCAUGGGCAGAAGAACUUGUUUACUCUGUUGAUUUGUGGAGGGAUCAAGUGCAGUCUUUUAUUGAGCAGGUCAUUGGUGAACCAGUUUAUAUUGUGGGGAAUUCACUUGGAGGAUAUGUUGCAACCUAUUUUGCAGCCUGUAACCCUCAGUUAGUAAAGGGUGUUACUCUGCUCAAUGCAACGCCUUUUUGGGGUUUUCUUCCAAAUCCUACAAAAUCUCCUUUGCUAUCUAGGAUGUUUCCUCCAGCUGGAACUUUUCCUCUGCCUGCUAAUGUAACUAAGCUUAUGGACAUAGUUUGGCAAAAAAUGAGUGAUCCGGAAACCAUAGCAGAGCUGCUCAGGCAAGUUUAUGCAGACCAUUCAACAGAUGUUGAUAAAGUCUUUUCUCAGAUAGUGGAGACAACAGAACAUCCUGCUGCUGCUGCAGCAUUUGCCUCAAUCAUGUGUGCUCCCACCGGUCAACUAUCUUUUGACGAGUCUUUAUCAAGAUGUCGAGAAAGGAAUGUUCCUGUUUGUCUCGUGUAUGGGAAAGAAGAUCCAUGGGUGAAGCCCUUUUGGGGACAACAUGUGAAGAAGCAACUUCCAGAAGCUCCAUACUAUGAAAUUAGCCCUGCAGGUCAUUGCCCUCAUGAUGAAGUUCCUGAGGUGGUAAAUUAUUUACUACGUGGUUGGAUCAAAAGUGUAGAAUCGAAGGGUUCUAUCACACUGCCUCUGCUUGAUGAUCCAGAGGCUGUCCAAUAUGAUCUCACUAAGGACGUGGAAUUUAUCAGGGAAGGCUCUAAAAAGUUAGUAAGAGUACGCUUUUUUGGCUCACAGUUUUCGCUUUGGAAGCUAAUACAGUCUCAGAUCAAAGAUAGAUUUAGGAACUUAAGAUUGAAACCUCAAUGACGAAGCCAUGCACGUGUUUUAGCUGCAACCGCUUGUAGAUAUGUAAAUUUGCCUUAUUCUUGUAAUUGAACAUACAGGAUGUAUUACUGAUUAGUAAUCAAUGCCUGUGAAAUUCGUACGCAUGUGCAGAUGAAUUGCUUAAAUGCUUAGUGUGAUGAAUCAGGGAAGAGUAUAUCUGUAAUCUGUCCUAGUUUGUAAGUACAGUGAUUUGUUAGGAUAUUAUGUUGACCAAUUGUUGAGUAGUCACGAGAACCACAUGUGCGAAGCCUACAUGAUUUGGGCAUAGGACUACUUUGAAUGGAACUAUUAAAAAUAUUUAGUACUCCCUCGGUCUCCUUUA
Messenger RNA from Chenopodium quinoa (quinoa), 2063 nucleotides. Its product is annotated as pheophytinase, chloroplastic-like. NCBI's taxonomy places the organism in Eukaryota, Viridiplantae, Streptophyta, Magnoliopsida, Caryophyllales, Amaranthaceae. Gene Ontology annotation, cellular component: chloroplast. Gene Ontology annotation, biological process: chlorophyll catabolic process. The transcript is spliced from 6 exons. The record is from RefSeq and is a predicted model, not a curated record. The coding region runs from base 200 to 1723 and encodes 507 amino acids. Gene Ontology annotation, molecular function: pheophytinase activity.